UUUUUUUUUACGCCAAAGACCAAUAUAAAUGAAGACGCGCAAGGGGCGGAUAUAAUUAUCUCUAAGCAACUCGUUUCUUCUUAUAUUCUCAAACCAUAAUCAAUAAACAUACUCACCAUUAUCAGAAGAGAAUGUCUUCUUCACGUGUAAACCUAGCAAAGUCACUUAUUCCACUGAAGGAGAUCCGCUUGGCCACCCAAGACUUUAGUUCAGAAACUCGGAUCGGACGUGGUGAAUUUGCUAGUGUCUAUAGAGGACAACUUUCUAAACGCUGGCAAAACCAAACAGCUGCCUUCAGACGCUUAUAUCCAAGUAAUUUCAAAGGACAUGAUGGAUUCCGUAAUGACCUUGAGAUGAUUUCGAGCUUCAACCAUGAAAAUAUCAUCCCUUUCAUUGGCUACUGUGUUGAAGAUAACGAGAUGAUUAUAGCUUUUGGAUACGCUAUUAAUGGAAGCCUUCAAGAUCAUCUCCAAGACCCCAAUAAAAGACGUUGCCUAACAUGGGAACAACGCCUAAAGAUCUGCAUAGGGGCAGCAAAAGGGCUCGAGUACCUGCACUCGGGUGCUGGAGAGAGCCGAAGAAUAAUACACAAAAACAUCAAAGCAACAAACAUAUUGUUGGAUGAUAAUUUGGAAGCCAAAAUAUGUGAUUUUGGUUUUAGAUCAAGGCUAAUUACCGUACAUACAACUUAUGUCGGUAACAGCUUUUACAUGGACCCCAAUUAUUUUGAAAUUGGAAACCUCACGAAAGAAUCAGACGUAUACUCGUUUGGCGUGCUGCUUUUUGAAACACUGAGUGGGAUGCUGGCUAAUGAUAGAAGGAGCAUUGAAGAUCGUAAGCCACAAACUCUCAUGAAUUUGGUCCGGCGCCACUAUGAGGAUGGGUUGGACCAGAUAAUUGAUCCAUUUAUAAGAAGUCAAAUUGAUAGUCGUUCUUUCAAUACGUUUAAGAAAAUUGCAUAUCAAUGCAUUAGUUUCAAAUCAAAGGAUCGACCUAAGAUGGAUACCAUCAUCGAGAGGAUCAAGGAAGCAUUGGAUAUCCAAUCACAGAAACAUGGAGCUGCUUUAAGCAUUACCAUAGGAAUGAACCGAUAUGAAAACCUGGAGAGGUGUCUAAUCCCACUGAAGGAGGUCAACUUGGCCACAGGAUACAAGAGUCAAGAAACUUGUGUAGGAGUCGGUGGAUCUGGUGUGGUCUACAAAGGUCAACUCUCUGAACAUUGGCAGAAUCGCACAGCUGCAUUCAAAUGCAUAUAUCCCACUCGUUCACGAAGAGAGCAAGAGUUCCGAAAUGAAGUUGAGAUGAUGUCAAGCUUCAACCAUGAAAAUAUCAUCCCUUUUAUUGGCUAUUGUGAUGAGGGCAAUGAGAGGAUUAUAGUUUCUGAAUAUGCUAUCAAUGGAAGUCUUGAUCAACAUCUAAAAGACCCUAAUAAAAUCCGAUGCUUAACAUGGGAACAACGCCUUAAGAUUUGCCUAGGAGCAGCAAGAGGACUCAAGUACCUUCACUCGGGUUUAGGGGAGCAGAACAAAGUAAUACAUAGAGGUGUCUCAAGUUCAAACAUAUUGUUAGAUGGAAAUCUUGAAGCAAAAUUUUGUUGUUUUGUUUUGGCAAUAUUAGUCGACGGAAAUCAGCGAGAAGUCUAUGAACCUGCUGUGGGUACCCCAUUUUACAUGGAUCCAAUUUACAAUGAAAGUGGCAUCGUUAGCACAGAAUCAGACAUUUACUCAUUUGGGGUGGUAUUAUUUGAGAUGUUGGGUGGUAUGUUGGCUUCUGAUCAAAGGACCAUUGGUGAAGAUGAGCCACAAACACUCAUAAAUUUGGUACGACGUUACUAUCAUGACGGAUUGGAAAACUUAAUUGAUCCUCAUAUAAGAGAUCAAAUUAAUACUCACUCUUUCCAUGCAUUCAAGGAACUUGCAUAUCAAUGCAUUAGUUUGAAGUUAAGAGAUCGCCCUACUAUGAACAGGAUCAUCAAGAGGAUUGAAGAAGCACAAUAUAUUCAAAACCUUGGAGUACCUUCCACCAUUGCUACACCAAGCCACCAAUGUCAAAACCUAGAAAGUUUUCUAAUUCCACUGGAGGAAAUCAAAUUGGCAACCAGAGACUUUAGUGCUGAAACUCAGAUUGGAGAUGGUGGAUUUGGUGUGGUCUAUAGAGGACAGCUCUCUGAACUCUGGAAAAAUUGCGUAGUGGCUAUCAAACGCCUUGAUCUCAAAAGUCACCAAGGAAAAGAUGAAUUCCUUACCGAGCUAAAGUUCAUUUCCAGUUUUCAUCAUGACAACAUCAUCUCUUUUGUUGGUUACUGUGAUGAAGACAAUGAGAUGAUCUUAGUUUACGAGUAUGCAAGCAAUCAUAGCCUUGAUCAUCAUCUCCAAGACUCAAAGAAGAGGGGUCGUCUAACAUGGUCACAACGCCUCAAGAUUUGUUUAGGGGUAGCAAGAGGACUCAACUACAUCCACUCAAGUCUAGGUGAAGAAAUUAGAGUCAUUCACAGAGACAUCAAGAGUGGAAACAUAUUGCUUGAUGAAAAUAUGGAAGCCAAAAUUUGUGAUUUUGGUUUAUCGAAACAAUCCCCUAGAGAUACACAAGGUACGGAAAUCUAUACAAAAGCUGCUGGUACUGUUUUUUACUUGGAUCCCAUUUACCAAGAAAGCGGAAUCCUCCAUAAAGAGUCAGAUGUGUACUCGUUUGGCGUGGUAUUGUUCGAAAUCUUGAGUGGGAUGUUGGCUUACCAUCGAAGGAGUUUUGGAGAUGGUAACCCACAACCUCUCAUAAAUCUUGUACGACGCUAUUAUAACAACGGACUUGAGGAAUUAAUUGAUCCCCUUAUUAGAGAUCAAAUUGAUAGUCGGUGUUUUCAUAUAUUUAAAGAACUUGCAUUCCAAUGCAUUAGCUACAAUUUCAAGGAACGCCCUACGAUGGAAACCGUCAUCGAGAGGAUUGAGGAUGCAAUCGAUGUUCAAAAAUUAAAGAAACUAAGAGAUGGAUGAACGAGUUUGGAAGCCAUCUUUCGGUGAAAGAAGGGGACAAAUUCUAUAUCCAUUUAAUUGUCGACAUAUCAAUGACUUCCAGCCUAGCUAGGAAGAGGUACCGGGUUUAAUAAUUAAUACCCACAUAAGGUUAGAUGUGUGGAGUUCAAUCCCUAUGAAACCCAAAAAUGGGUGCUUCUUAAACUUGUGCCAAAUGUGGGGAAAUUUUCUUUUAGACCCCUAUGAUGGUUGGGUUUGUCUUGUAAAUGAGCUUGAACUCGCGGUGCUCGUUGAAAUAUGCGAGUAGAAUCAUUGUCGAUUCCAAAAAAAAAAUUGGCGACGUAGAUUGUCAAGAAGCAAUCCCUACAAAACCCAAAAAUCGGUGCCUCUUAAACUUGUGCCUCAUUUGGGGAAAUUUUCCUUAGAAACCCCUGUCGAGGCUAGGUUUGUCUUGUAAAUAAGCUCGAACUCAGGGUGCUCGUUGAAAUAUGCGAGUAGGUUACCGCAGAAUCAUUUGCCGUUUCCAAAAAAAAAAUGUCGACAUAGAUUGUUAAGAAGUUGUAUCCAUUUAAUUGAGAAGUUGCUAUAGUCGUGUAGGUAUUGUGAACCAUACAUUUGUGCUCUUUCAUUCAAGUUUUGAUAAAGGGAUAUCUACCAUUUAUUAAAUUAUCAGACAAAAUUGAAACUAAAAAAAUGAUUCAUGGCAUAACAAACUAUUGAUUUUGUUUACAUUUAUAUUCUUUUUUUGUAUAUCAUAUAACAUCAAACUUGAUGAAAUUACUCACAUUUUACCAUUAUAACAUGUUGUUGUAGGUUACCAACAGUAAAAAUAUAAACCGUUACAAUAAGUUAGUUGGUAUGUGGUGUAUAUAAAAAAAAGACUAAAUUUACCAAAAUUUAAAGGUCUUUUGGGAAUCAAUAUUUGCAUGAGAACUUGAGAUUUUUUUCCACCAAAUUUUUUCAAAACCAAGACGACCAUACCAUCUUGAGUGCAUCGUCUAAACAAGUUGCACCAUAAUAAAAAAAAUGGCAUUCGUUUUUUGUAAUUUGUAUAUAUGUAUAUUUAUAGUUGGGGCUCAUUUUCAUACUGUUAGACAGACUAGGUUAUCAAUGUUAAUCUGUAGCCGUUUAUUGAAUUCGAUUUAGUGGGUGUUUGGGAUAACUUUUUAAAAUAGCUUAUUAGUUUUUUAGCUUUUCAAAAAGCUAAUAAGCUAAAAAAGUGUUUUUGUAUUUAAAAAGCGUUUUUUAAAACAGCUUUUUGGAUAGAAAAAAGUAAAACUUUCAAAAAGCUGGAAAUCCUAGCUUUUUAGCUUUUUAAGCCAUUUUACUUCUAAAAACAGUUUUUCUUAUCCAAACACUUUUUAAAAUCAGCUUUUCCUAAAAGCCAUAAGCUAAUAAGCAUUUUUCUUAAUAAUCACUUUUGUGUUAAAAAAGCUAACUCAAACAUGCCCUUAAUCAAUUCUUUUACUUCUAAAAUAUUAACUAAAUCGUUGAUAUAUCAUUAUUUAACUAUAUAUUUUAGGCCAUUGUCUUAAUAUAUUUGAUUAAAAUGUUAUAUUUGAAUAUAUAUGAUACUUAAUAUGCUUGAAA
This is a messenger RNA of Lactuca sativa (garden lettuce), 4559 nucleotides long. Lineage: Eukaryota; Viridiplantae; Streptophyta; Magnoliopsida; Asterales; Asteraceae. The record is from RefSeq and is a predicted model, not a curated record.